GUCAUUACCAUUGGUGCAUCCCUGAGCUCAGAGAGAACCGAGUAUGAAUUCAGACAAGCUGUCAGUGCUUUGAACCGCAACUUAGCUCACACACGUCUGAUCUUUAACUCCACAUCUAUCCUCAUGGACAGUAACCCAAUCCGCUCAGCUCUGGAUAUCUGUGAUCGAUUACUAACCCAACAUGUGUUCACAGUGGUGGCAUCACACCCUAAUUCUACAGACCAUUCACCCAUUUCUGUGUCCUACACAUGUGGCUACUACAAAAUACCAGUGAUCGGUAUAUCUGCUAGAGAUUCAGCAUUUUCAGAUGUGAAUGUACAUAAAAUGUUCCUGCGUACGGUGCCACCAUACUCACACCAGGCGGAUGUUUGGACCCGACUGCUGGUGGACCUGUCUUGGCACAAAGUCAUAUUUCUCUACAGCGCUGACGAGGAAGGAAGAUCUAUUCUUAGCCGUUUCCAGAAUCUGGCUGAUGAGAAUGGCAUCAGAAUUGAGCCAUCCGUCAAGUAUGCUCCGGGCGAGAAGAACUAUACAGCCGAACUAGAGCCUAUUCUGAAACACACAUCCAGAGUCAUUCUGCUGACUGCUUC
This is a messenger RNA of Candidula unifasciata, 590 nucleotides long. NCBI's taxonomy places the organism in Eukaryota, Metazoa, Mollusca, Gastropoda, Stylommatophora, Geomitridae. The record is from the annotation of a GenBank genome assembly.